GUCAGAUCGCAUCUCCCUUGUUCUGUCCCCAACUGUCCAUCUGCGAUCUGUAAGGUGGUGGGAGCUGCAGGCGGACUCGGGAGGCCCAGGAACCAGAAAUGGACUCAGUGGCCUUUGAAGAUGUUAAUGUGGAGUUCACCAUGGAGGAGUGGGCUUUCCUGGAUCCGACCUGGAAGAAACUCUACACAGAUGUGAUGCUGGAAACCUUCUGGAACCUGGCAUCAGUAGCAUGUGAUUUAGAAGAACAGUGUGACAACCAUGACAGUGAAGAUCAAUAUGAAAAUAAUGGGAUGAAUUUUAGCAGUCAUGUGGUAGCAAAACUCUGUACAAGGACGGAUGGUAGUCAAUGGAGAGAAAACUUCAGCCAGAUUCCAAAUCAUAAUGAAAAGAAGGAAACUCUUCCUGAAAUGAAACAAACUAAACCCAGGUUGUGUAGGCAAAUGUUUUUGCAUUAUUUAUCAUUGAAUAACCACCUGAGCUCUCACAUUGGACCCACACUGUACCUGUUUCAGGAAUAUGAAGAAAACCCUUAUAAGCGUAAGGAACCUGAGAAAACUUUUAAGCAUCAUCAACGUAUUAGAAGCCAUGAAGGCAGCCCCUGUGGGAAAGCUUUCCACUAUUCAAAUUCCCUUAGAAAUUAUGAAAGAGCAAAUAUUGCUGGGAAUCCGAAUGAGUGUGUGCAAUGUGGGAAAGGUUUUAGUCGUCUCAUUUCCUUUAAACUUCACAAAAACACCCAUACCAGAGAGAAACCACAUCAAAGUAAGCAAUGUGGCAAAGCUCUCAGUUCUCCCAAGUACUCCGGAGAUAAUGAAAGAACACACACUGAAGAAAAGGACUAUCAAUGUCAGAAAUCUGGAAAAGCUUUAAGUUCCACUUCUCUUAGAAAUCAGGAAAGAACAAAUACUGGUGAGAAACCUUAUGAAUGUGGGAACAUCUUCAGUUGGCUCAGCUCUCUUGAAAAAUAUAAAAGAAGUUAUGCUGGAAAGAAGCCUCAUGAAUGUAAGGAAUGUGGUAAAACAUUCCGUCGUCGCUAUGCCCUUAUAAUUCAUCAAAGAAUACAUACCGGGGAAAAGCCAUAUGAAUGUAAGCUUUGUGGUAAAGUUUUCUCUUAUCCAACUUCCCUCCAAAAUCAUAAAAGAACUCAUACCGGGGAAAAACCCUAUGGUUGUAAGCAAUGUGGAAAAGCCUUCAGUUGUCCAAAGUCUUAUCGAGAGCAUCAACGGACACAAUGUGGAGAAAAGCCCUAUGAAUGUAAGCAAUGUGGGAAAGCUUUCAUAUUUUCCACUUCUCUUCGAAAUCAUGAAAGAAUGCAUACUGAGGAGAAACCCUAUAAAUGUAAGCAAUGUGGGAAAAUCUUUAGUUUGUACAGCUCUCUUGGAUAUCAUAAAAGAAUUCAUGAUGGAAAGAAGCCUCAUGAAUGUAAAGAAUGUGGUAAAACAUUCCAUCAUCCUUCUUCCCUUAGAAAUCAUGAAAGAACUCAUACUGGGGAAAAACCCUAUGAAUGUAAGCAUUGUGGCAAAACUUUCUAUUUUCUAUCUGCCCUCCAACGUCAUGAAAGAACUCAUACUCGGGAAAAUCGCUAUGAAUGUAAGCAUUGUGGAAAAGGUUUCUAUUAUCAGUCUUCUCUCCAAGAUCAUGAAAGAUCUCAUACUGGGGAAAAACCCUAUGAAUGUAAGGUUUGUGGUAAAGUUUUCUCUUAUUCAACUUCCCUUCAAUAUCAUGAAAGAAUGCAUAGCGGGGAAAAACCCUAUCAAUGUAAGGAAUGUGGGAAAGCUUUCAUUUCUCCCAGCUCUCUUGGAAAACAUAGAAGAAGUCAUGAUGGAAAGAAGCCUCAUGAAUGUAAGGAAUGUGGUAAAACAUUCUAUGAUCGAUAUUUCCUCCGAUUUCAUGAAAGUAUUCAUACUGGGGAAAAACGUUAUGAAUGUAAACAUUGUGGUAAAGCUUUCUCUUAUCCAUCUUCCCUCCGAAUUCAUGAAAGGGCUCAUAAUAAGGAAAAACCCUAUGCAUGUAAGCAAUGUGGGAAAGCUUUCUUUGCUCUAGAUGCCUUCCAACGUCAUGAAAGAAUGCAUACUGGAGAAAAACCCUAUAAAUGUAAGCAGUGUUGCAAAACUUUCUCUAAUUUAGCUUCCCUCCAACGUCAUGAAAGAACUCAUACUGGGGAAAAACCCUAUGAAUGUCAGCAAUGUGGUAAGACUUUUAGUUUUUCCAAAUCGCUUAGAACUCAUGAAAAAAUACAUAUUGUGGAGAAAUCCUAUGAAUGUAAGCAAUGUGGGAAAGCGUUCAGAUGUUACAAAUAUCUUAGAAUACAUGAAAAAAUUCAUACUGUAGAGAAACCCUAUGAAUGUAAGCAAUGUGGGAAAGCUUUCAGAUGUUCCAAAUAUCUUAGAAAUCAUGAAAGAAUGCAUACUGGGGAGAAAUCAUAUGAAUGUAAGCAAUGUGGGAAAGCUUUCAGUUCUCCCAGUUCUCUUGCAACACAUGAAAGAAAUCAUGAUGGAAAGAAGCCUCAUGAAUGUAAGGAAUGCGGUAAAACUUUUCUUUAUCCUUCUUUCCUUAGAAUUCAUGAAAGAAUGCAUACUGGGGAAAAACCCUAUGAAUGUAACCAUUGUGGUAAAGCUUUCUCUUAUCCAACUUCCCUCCAAUGUCAUGAAAGAACUCAUAAUAAGGAAAAACCCUACGAAUGUAAGCAAUGUGGGAAAGCCUUCAGUUCUGUCAGCUCUCUUGGAAAACAUAAAAGAAGUCAUGAUGGAAAGAACCCUCAUGUAUGUAAGGAAUGUGGUAACACAUUCCAUGAUUUAUAUCACCUCCAACUUUAUGAAAGUAUUCAUACUGGUGAAAAACCUUAUGAAUGUAAUCAUUGUGGUAAAGCUCUGUCUUAUACAACUACCCUCCAAUGUCAUGACAGAAUUCAUAAUGAGGAAAAACCCUAUGAAUAUAAGCAAUGUGAAAAGCCUUUAUUCACCCAGUUUCCUGAAAUAUACCUAAAUACUCAUAAUGGAGACAUUCAUAAUGAAUGAAAAAACACCCACUGAAAAUAACCCCUAUCCUGUAAAGAUUGUAGAAAAGCCUUUGAUAAUCGUAAUAUAUAUAUAUAUAUAUAAUUCACCUUAGGAUAUUUUUCCAUCUAGACAGUGGAAGUCCGAGAGAAAGAUAAAGAGCAAUAUUGAUGUGAGAGAGAAACAUCAAUUGGUUGGCUCCUGUACAUGCCUAGACAUGAAAGCACAGACAGUGGAGAAAAGCUCUAUGAAUGUAAGGAAUGUGGUGAAGGUUUCAGUUUCUCCAAGUCUCUUCAAAAGCAUGGAAGUACACAUACUGUGGGAAAAUCUUAGGAAUGUAAGCAAUGUGGGAAAACUUUCCAUUGUGUCACACAUUUUGGAAGACAUAAGUCAUGAUUGAAAGCAGCCUCAUGAAUAAGGAAUGAGUUAAACCUUUUUGUCACUUCUUUUCUCUUAUAUAUGAAAUGUAUACUGGGAAGAAACCCUAUGAAUGCAAGCAAUGUGGGAGAGCCU
Messenger RNA from Myotis daubentonii (Daubenton's bat), 3506 nucleotides. RefSeq lists its product as uncharacterized. Gene Ontology annotation, cellular component: nucleus. Lineage: Eukaryota; Metazoa; Chordata; Mammalia; Chiroptera; Vespertilionidae. Gene Ontology annotation, biological process: regulation of transcription by RNA polymerase II. The record is from RefSeq and is a predicted model, not a curated record. Gene Ontology annotation, molecular function: DNA-binding transcription factor activity, RNA polymerase II-specific.